Molecule: messenger RNA, 1035 nt
Organism: Suillus fuscotomentosus
Lineage: Eukaryota; Fungi; Basidiomycota; Agaricomycetes; Boletales; Suillaceae
Exons: 7
Coding region: 1-1035 (344 amino acids)
Source: RefSeq, a predicted model, not a curated record
AUGCCUGCAACUCCUGCAUCCACUUCUGGCACUUUGAAUGCUGGAAGCCAUUACCAACUCCUGAAGCUGAGCCUUGCAACUAUUUCCUGCACAUUGGCAAUGGCUGGAUCGCGCAUCUGUGCAUGCAUCUCUCAAUAUCAGACUGAAACUGCCAGCAAUGGUGUACCUUCUGACCAGAUCAAGUAUUUUAAAGCCAGGCUGCAAUGGGAGAUGAAUUACUCCGCUUCAGAGAAUAUUGUGACAUCUGUGUUUGCAUAUACAUGUCCAUGGUGGAUGGGAAACUCCAGAAUCCCAGAUCAACCAUGGCAGUGGGAUGAAAUAAUGGCCUCCUGUGUCUCUCACUACCAGUAUUGGGUGCUUAAUGUUGAGGAUGACUCUUUGGUUCUUCCAGAGAAGUUGAAAAACACUUCGAGUCCACCACUGAUGGGACUGAGGUGGAUUAAAGAACACAUGGAAGUAUUGAUUGAGGAGCAAGAUGAGGGCAUCCAAGCCAAGAUGGCAGAGGUGAAGAUGUACACUGACAUGUUAGAGAAAUUGAGGAAAGGCAAAGGAGUUCUAUGCAUUCAAAAAUCUUGCAUCCAAGUCCAGGAAGCAGGGGUCCCGAGUCCCGAAUUUUGGAGUCUGGGGCUCGGCAACCCGGAGCUUGGCAACUGUGUUGGGUGUCAGGGUAUCCGGAGUAUUGGAGAUCACAUGUUCCCGGAAGCCGAGGUCCCAAGUCCUGAAUUUCAGAGUCCGGGGUUCGGCGACCUGGAGCUUGGCAACUGUGUUGGGUGUCAGGGUAUCCAGAGCAUUGGAGAUCACAUUUGCAUCAGGGACUUGGUAUUCAGAACAAUGUCGAGUCCCAAGUCCCGAGUCCUGAGUCCCGAGCUCCGAGCUCUGAGUCCCAAGCUCCGAAACCCCCAUGCGGGACUCGGGACUCGGAGCUCGGGACUCAACACUUUUCUGAAUACUGAGUCCCUGUAUUUUGGGACUCGGGACUCAAAGAUCAGAGCUCGGAGCUCAGGACUCGGGACUCAACAUUGUUCUGCAUACUGA